UGAAUGAAAUGAAAUGAACUGAAUUGGAAUUGGGUCUGGGAGCUAGUUCCACCACUGUGAUCUUGCCUGGUAUGACAUGAUUAUUCUCUUGAAUUUUUUCUACUUCUUCGUUGUUUGCUGCAUGAAUUGUUUUUGGUUAGUCUAUUGUACAAGUGUAUAAUGGGAAUUUAGUUUUGCUGAAAUGAAAUUGAGUUAUAUAAGAUUUAAUGAUUCUGAGAUUAGUUGUUGUGUAAUGUGUAGUUUCAAGUGUUGGUAGAUUUGGUUUUCAGGGAAGUGAAGUGGGGGGGGGGGGGUUUAGAAGUGUGUUGAUUGGGCUGCAAAUGGAUUUGCAUUUGAAGGGUCUGUUUGAUAGAUUUCAGGAGCAGUUUGGGUGUGGUCCUGGGCUUGGUCCUGGAUCUGGGACAUGUUUGAUGAAAGUGGAUGGCAUUGCUCCUAAUUUCAUUAGAUCUAUAUACAAAGCAUCUGCGGCAUUGUAUCGGGCUGAGCCGUGGAAGAGGCUGCGUCCGGGGCACUUUUUCGGUGUCCGGGUUGGGAAAGAUUCGGAUUGGAAUGGCAAGAAACAGCCUUUUCCGUGUGUCCAGUUCAUUGGAGGUGAUGGAGGGGAUAUUGGUUUCUACAUGUUUAGAUCAGAAAGUGAUGCGAAGAAAAUGACAGGGCCUAGAGAGACCGUUCGUGUUCCAAAUGUUGAGCUUCUCAGGGUUACAUAUGAAAAGGAGUCCAUGAUGUUCCCUUCUAAUCGCAAGAUGAUCAAGUCUUUGUCGCUGGAAGCGUCCGGCAUGGAUCGAUUUCCUGUGAUUGAUGUUGCCCGAUGCACGAUUUCUGGUGAGCUUCGAUUUAGAAAUCCUACACUGGAAGAGCUUAAGUUUGUCUAUGGAUUCAUGAAAGCCAUUUCUCUGGUCCACUCUUUACUUCAGGUGGACAGGGAAAUUGGUUCAAAGUAUUCAACAGCGGUGAAUUUUGAACAUUUCAUAGAGACGGUUGAUGUUCAGUGGCCUCCAGAAGUAACUAAAGGAGGUUAUGACCUUGUUGCUGUUACUAUCUCACACCCACCUGGUCAGGCAUAUGAUGACAAAUCUAGUAGCAUGAGUGCUGGAUCAACCCCAACCAAAUUUAGAGAACCCCCCAGCGAGGACACUUUCAAUGACACAAAAGCAUACUCAAGUACUGGUAUAAGAGAGUGUGCAAUGUGUGAGAAGGAAGUGCAUGGAGAACAGUCACUUUGUUGUGGGCGGUGCAGAGCAGUUAUUUACUGCAGUUCAAUCUGCCAGAAGCAACACUGGAGUGAGGCACACAAAAGCUUGUGUGGACUUUACAAGGCCAUGAUGGAAAGGGAAGAAGAGCUUACUAUAAAAAUCUUCUUGUUCCCAUGUUCUGCUGACCAGCCUUGCAAGUGGCUUGAAUCAUUAGGCAUCCACCAGAAGGGUAUGUGGAGCAGAAAGUGCAGUUGCAAUUCACACUGCCCUCUUGGUCUCCUUCCAGUGAAAGGUGGACUGCGGGAACUAUGGGGUGAACUGGAUGAUUAUGAAUAUCCUCAUGACUCCCCAUUCAACAACCAUUUCAGCUCAAGCCCGUUUCUUCUCUCUGGUUGGUCCGAGUACUACACGCUUCGCUCACUUCCAUUGUCAAGUCCUGUUGCCGACAUUCUCUCGCAUCCAUUGACCGUGUAUCACAUACUGACUACUCUUAACAUAAGUUCAAAGAACCUGAUACUGCAAGGGAAGGAGGUAAUUGUUCACUACCUUGGACCUGAAGGCGAGUUGGAUUGGAUGCCAGCAUUUGCAGAAGUUGGUCAUUUGCUUAAUGGAUUGGGUAAUGUACAGAUAGUGAUGGUGGGACCAGAAGUUCCAACGAAUUUGUCAGGUACAACUUCAGGAAUAGGUAGCAGAGUCAGGGUGAAUCUUGUGAGGGGUAUUUAUCAGGUGGAAGCCUCUUACCUACCUUCUCCCCAUGUUGUCAUUGCUUUAAACUCCAAAUUAGAAAGCUAUUCUACCUGGGGUGGAGCUCUUGAUUUGAUUAAAUCAAUGGAUGUGCCUGCUUUCUUCACUGAUCAAUCUGAAGUUUCAUGUGUAAAUGCUAAACAAGUCCUUCGCAAUGCUGGACUGCACAUCACGCAACCGGUGACCCCAAAUCCUUUCCGGUCACCCGUGAAAAACCUCACUCCUUCUAGCAAUCUUCCUUCAUACAGCAAUGGUUUUGUGUUUGGGGUGAACACUUGAAUGGUGGAGUUCUAGAAACUCUGAAAAUAACUGUCUAUCUACUAUCAUUAAUUUUAAUUUAAAACCUUGUAGCAUACUCCAAAUUUUCUAAGUUUUCAGAGGUUUGCUGAACAUGACUGCAAAGUACGAAGAUCCUUGUAAGUUGUGUUGAAUUAUGAAUAUUGAUCCAUCUCUGAGUUAUGGACCCUUAGUUUUUAUACAACUUUGUAUGUACCACCAGUGUACCAUCUCUGAAUUAUCAAAUUGAAGUUUAUGCUACUCAUCUUUCAUUGAA
Molecule: messenger RNA, 2490 nt
Organism: Lotus japonicus
Lineage: Eukaryota; Viridiplantae; Streptophyta; Magnoliopsida; Fabales; Fabaceae
Exons: 1
Coding region: 321-2216 (631 amino acids)
Source: RefSeq, a predicted model, not a curated record